Neurospora crassa OR74A is the source of this 5577-nucleotide messenger RNA. RefSeq lists its product as uncharacterized. NCBI's taxonomy places the organism in Eukaryota, Fungi, Ascomycota, Sordariomycetes, Sordariales, Sordariaceae. The coding region runs from base 1647 to 5444 and encodes 1265 amino acids. The transcript is spliced from 6 exons. The record is from RefSeq and is a predicted model, not a curated record.
CGCAUAUUGUCCGGAUGUCGUGCGCACCGACGAUAGCCAGGCGUCGGACUCGAAGAAUUCGUGGGGAUUGUCCACGAAAUGACCUGGGCCAGAAUGGGCUCGCCUACCAAGAUCGGAAGCCGCGAUAUUCUUGAACAAUGUGGCUCUAUCGUCGAACUCGCCUUCAACUUUUCCAAUCUCGCCUUUGCACGGUCCGCGGCCAACGUCAAUUCUUGGAGCUCUUCUACAGUCCCCUCGUGUCGCUUAACACGAUUCUCUGUCUUCUUUGCUGUACUGGCGGCCUUCUUUAACUCUUCUCGUAUACGAGAUAUUUCGAUUUUCCGGCGCUCGUUGUCUUUGACAUUGGCUGGUAGGGUCGGCAGCUUUACGACGUUCAACGGGAUGUCGGCCUCCCGCAUGUGCAUCAUCGGCAGUCGAUUUCGCAUUCGGCUCAGGAGUGUUGAUUUUUGCGGUGGCAGUAAUCUUAUUGGUUCGGGGACAUUGCCAGCUUCGUCGCGCAGUAGGAACAGGGCCUCCCGCAGAGCCUCCCAAUUCUUUCGACUAAGCCCAGUCAAAUCAACGAACGUCGCCAACGCCAUUUCGAAUGCGGUCAUUUGGACGGACUUGUUCUGUCGCGAUGGUACGAGAAUCGACGUGUCGCCCUCGUCGCGUGGGCGCCCAAAACCAGGACCCUCUUCUUCCUCUUCCGGCCGAGGCGCGUUGAUUUCGUCGAAAGGCUCAGACUCCACUGCGACAACGAUGUCUUCGUAAUCUUCAGCGCCUAACACAUCGUCAAGCGAUAUGCCGGACUGUGUUGCCUGUGCUAUGGCAUCCUCGAGGUCGCCGAUUCGGAGUUCAUCGACAUCAACGAGAGCUAGAGAUCAACUCUGACUCUGUCUCCCACUCUUGAUCGCUCGCUGGCGAUGGCGGUGCACUCGAUUCACCGAUCCAUUCGAUGCUUUGCAUCUCGUCGUCGCCCUCCUCGACCGGCUCCUCGACUGCGGAAUCGACGUUGCCAUAAUGACUCGGAGGAGAGGAUGCGGGGUCAGUCAUCAUAAUAUCCUGGCCAUAUUGUCGCUCGUCGGCUUCCUGAACUUCUUGAUCUUGGUCAUUGUUCUGCUGCUCAGGCAGGUCUUGAAUUUCCUCUGGGUCUGCGCUGCGGCGAUGUUUCCUGCCCGGCAGGCGAGGCUUGCGCCUGGGGAGAUCUCCCUGCUUCCCCAUUUUGGGUCGACGCGACGAUGAUACAGACUUCGAUCGGCGCCUGUGAGCAGUUGGAUAUUCCCAGUCUUGUCGAGUUAUUGAGAUGGUCUGAGCAAUCGGUCCGCGCUGAUAGUGGACCUGCGUCACCUACAUUUACCAUUCACUUGCACAUCGGCGAGCCGGCACCUCGACGAGCCGGCAAAGUAAACGCGACAAGACGAGACGAAACACGGUCCAAGGCAACAGAAUCUACACGCACCAUCCAUUCACCACCGGUGCCUUCAAGUGCCAUUCACUAACUUGACCGGCAUUCACCAGAGCAACGCACAAGCCGCGCCCACUUCCGCAAUAAAAUCUAUCAACUUCGCAAAAUCAAAACCCUCCGUCUUUACCUCCUCCAUCUCCAGACGUGUCUGCUGGCAGCAACAACAACAACUAGAUCUUCAAGUACUACGAUCUUCGCUAUCAUGGCAGACGACGACGAAGGCAUCCCCCCGCCUCCGUUGCGCACUGAAGGUGGUGCGGCUAGUAAACGCAAACACCAAGAGAGCGCGACGACCGAGCAUGUCCAAGCACCCGGUGCCUCGCAGUCGCCUGGUGUUCAACAACCGCAGCCAUCCGACACGAUGCAUGAGACUCCCGCAUCUGCACCGACAAACCAGUCGCCUGCUGAAGGCAGUGCCUCUGCCCCUGGCGUCGCGUCUAGCGGAAGAGCAUCAAGACGACACAGACAGCUACUACCCCGCACCCCAGCUGAACCAACGCGGCGCAAGCCCACCGCAUCGGGCUCAAUUCUGCGCGGUAGCAAAGAGAAGCACACCAUCAAUGAACUCCAAGAAGCCUAUCCCGGCGCAUUUCGCCCACUCAAGCGAUCUAGCUUCCUCAAGAUCGUAAAUCUCGACUUUCGCAUGACGAACAUUAAGUGGAAGCCCGACCCGACCAAUCCAUCAGACGACGAGUUGAACAAGAUGAAGAACCGAAUCGAUCCCCUCAAUCGAAAGAUUUUCUUCGUAUUCUGCUCGAAUGCCUUGUCUGCAUGCGUUGCCCACACCGUCUUUCCUGAUGUUCCGACAACAAGCGAGACUUUUCUUAGUCUAUACAUCUAUACAAUGGAACGGUUUGGCACAUACAAGCAAGAGAUGUUGUGGAACCGAUUCUACAAGACAGUCAUUGGCUGGGUCAGGGAUUUCAAGUCAGACUUUCGAUUUCACAUCGAAUAUGCCGACCUCGACAAGGAUGGAUAUUUCUACGACCACGACGUCGAACAUACCAAGAAGUGGGCAUAUGCCAGGCUAGACGAGUCGCUGUUUUCCUACCUAUUCUCUUUCAUCACACCCUAUCUUGACUGGGAACAGAAUUUCACGGAUCGAAACUCCCUUCGAUUCUUUUUCCUCAAGAAGGUGUACAUCGAAACACUACGAGAGGUAGCCCAAGUCUACAUGCUUGAACAGAGGAACAUGAUCAAGCAUGGCCGUGGCAAUGUCAAAUUCGUGCACAAAUCAUCGAACUGGUUGAAGUUGAAGGAUCCUCGUGCAAAGGCCUCGUCUACAUUCGAAAAUCUGUCCGUUCACCCCGACUUUCGUAAAGUCGAAUUGAAUACGUUCAUUUGGCGCGAAAAUGUGCCUCUUUUGACACCAGCUGUCGAAGCUCAAUUCAAUCCUACCGCAUUCUGGGAGCAACAUGGCACAUCGCACUCCCCUCCUCCCGAGGCAUCAUCUCCAUCGAGUGACAGCAGCUCUCCGGAUGCAAUGCCUGUGGGAAGCGGUGCAUAUCUGGACCUUGCGACGACGACGACCAAUGUCGAGGAUGAUCUCUACGGAGUGUCAGAUGACGACGAAGUUAGAGGUGUCGAUGUUCCAGAUCCUUUCGAUGACGAGAUGUUUGUUCAACAGGACGAAUCCCAACCACAGCCACCCAAGCGAGCACGCUUCAAGUCGCCGACUCCGGACCCCCCGCCACCCGAGUCGUCCGGGAAAAAGCGACCGUUAGAAGCAUCGUCGCAGGGACAUUCACUGGUCAUAUCGAAGGAUCAGCACAGUGCAAUCAUGGCUUGGCUGAAUGAACAAAUGAUGGAUCCUGAAAUGAGACCACAAAAGACAAUGCUGCUCAAGCACAUUGAGGUGCUUCGAGACACGGCCCGCAAUUUCGACGAUUUCUUUAUGGGGUUGAAGCGCCAUGCACAGCACUUGAAGAACACUCCAUUCAAGCCCCCGCCGCCCGGAAAGACGAUGGAACUUCCACCGACUAAGCCGAUGACGAUUACACCAAUUCCCGCUCCCACAUUCCCGAUGCCAAAGCCUAAGACUGCUCCCGCUCCCGCUCCCAGCAUCGAAUCUAUCAAAGCGGUCAAGGAAACUCCAAUACCUCCUCCCAGUAUUGGACCAUACAAGCCAAAGGCGACCCCGGCUACCGAACUUCCUAUUGCCGACAAACCCAUCGCCGACAAACCCAUCGCCGACAAACCCAUCGCCGACAAGCUCCCGCGUAUCUUUGUCCCGUCGGCAAAAACCCCAGAAGAUCGAGCUAUUUUCAACAAAGUUGUAGCAGACAUCAAUGCCACCAAAAAGUUUCUGUUCGAGCAUGGUCGACACGCACAACUACAAGAUGCAGUCGAUUUCAUCAACGAACAAAACCAAGAUUCCAUCGACUGGACAACGCGGGGAAAGAAUAUCUUAGAGUUCCUCAAGGAACUACGAGAGUCAACGAUCCCACGCGUCAAGACCGAAGACGAUCAAAAAUGGCACGACAAACUGCAACAGAAGCUGAUGGAAGCUAGGCAACGUUUCCCAAGGGAUUCAAAGGAGGAAAAUAGGAUCAACGAAUUUAUGCUUCAACAAGUCAAAGCCAACGGAAAUAACUGGUCUGCAUUUGCCUCUAACACCAUGCAGUUCAUUGAUUGUGAGAUUCUACCUCUACCGACCAAGCCAGAGCCGAGGUUUGUUCUUGUCGAGUCAUCAAGCUCCGAGUCAAGUUCCGGAUCCGAAUCAGAGGUCGUGUCGCCCAAACCAGUGUCGCCCGCCCCCAUGUCGCCCAAACCAGUGUCGCCCAAACCUCCAACGUCGCCCGCCCUAAUCGGUUCGCCUCCAUCGCCCAAGACAGAUGCUGAGAUACAGAAGCAUACAGAGGCUAUACAAGAGCUCGAGUUAUUGCGGCGUAGCUUCAGCAGUGACAUUCGCAUUCAAUUGGACGAAUAUGUCGAUUCUCAGUACGACAAUCACGACAUCGAUUGGGUUGUCCGAGGCGACAAUAUCCUCCGAUAUCUUCGUCGACUAUGCAAGAUUUCUACCCCGCCGCCCCCGCCUACGGCCCAGGAAAAGUAUGAAACUCUAUACUCCGAAUCGCUCUAUGAUUUCCAAGCCAGCGAUAUGCCCGAGAGAUUCGUCGAUGAAUUGAAGGCUCAAAAGGAUUUGGUCGACAAUUCUACUGAUGCUGACCUUCAGACAUGGGAAGCAAAGACUGGGUACAUCGACUACGCCUAUCGUAGAAUCAAGGCGUCGUUUUUCGAUGAAAAAGAGGCAGCGGAAAAGAAAGAGCAGGAGCAUCGUGAUGCCGUGGCCGCGCAAAAGAUAGCAGAGGACGAGGAGAAAAUGAAGAAGGCGGCCGAGGAACAUCGUCGUCGUCGUCAAGCAGAGGAGGCCAGGAAGAAGGAAGAUGCUGCCCUCGCACAAUCGUACCGCCUAUCUCCCAUACCCGACUCGUCGCCGAACAAGGCCAUAUCGCCAUUCAAGCACUUCGAGCACCGGCCAAGUCCACACCAAAGCCCAGUCAAACCACUACCCAUUCCCCUACCCAUACCGGCUAUCAACGCACCCGUGGCCACGAGUACUCCACAGAGACAGCUUCGACCCAGGCCUUCUUUCACUAUGGAGACUGCCGCAUCAAGAGCUCGACAAGUCAGCCAGGAAUCUACCCCAGCACCAGCAUCUACACUCAGAAGGACCGCAUCUACCCGCGGCUCACUUAGAGGCAGGGCUCGCCAGCAGGCAUCCGCUACUCCUGACCCGAACCGUAUGAGCACACGGUCCCAAUCUCGUACUUCCGGUGCUGCUGCUGCCAAUAGCCCGCCCGCCGACACACCUCCUGGCCAUGCUAGAGGCGGCCGGGAAACAUCGCGAGGGCGCGGCAAGAGGGGUGGCCGUGGUGCUCGGUCCAAUCAUCACCAUUACGAUGAUUUCGACUUUGAGGAUCUGAUUGCUGACGAGUCAAUUGAUCCUCUCGAUUUCUACCAAGAGCGCAUUACCCUCUACCGUGCCGGUUACGUCUAAGCCGAUCAUUGUCUCGGUAGAACAUAUACCAUCUACCACCAUUGCACCUGUCACGAUUACUGUCACCAAGACUACCUCUAUUAGGCCCGAUGUCUUGCUUCUAUAGUGCGAAUGAAAAUAACGGAUUGUCCAA